AUGAAGAUUCAGGCCAUCUUGUCCAUGGCUGGUCUUCUCAACAUUUGCACUUGUGCUCCUAUCUUCCAGCCACAAUUCGGAAUAAUUGCAAGUAACAGUAAUGAGGUGUUGCGUCUCAAUGGACUCACUCUGGGUACUGCGUUUUUCCCUCCCUUCCUGUUUCAACAGCAGCCACCACAGGUGCUGAACUUCAACCCUGCGAUGCAGGGACCCUUCCUGCCCCCUCAAAUAAACCAGCUGAACCCAGCACAGCUGCCCCCAUUGCUGCAGGAGCAGCCUAUACCUGGCAUCGGUCCCAACUAUGGGAUACCAACACAGAACCUUCCCCCGGGAUUUCCAUUCUUCCUGAAUAAUCUAUAUCCUCAGAGGAACACUCCUGUAAGGCUGAUACCUAACCAGAACACUGGCCCAAGUAUUCAAGGCCAGGACACCAUGCAACCAAUGCAACCAAUGCAGCCAAUGCAACCAAUGCAACCAAUGCAGCCAAUGCAGCCAAUUCAGAACAGGGGAAAGUCCGACCCGAAGGUAACGUCUGCUCCUGAUUACCGUGGUGAUCGGCCCGGUCCGGGAACUGGAGAGGGGCAUCCUGGGUUCCCAUUGUUUGAGCCAUAGGCUCAGAAGAUUUCAUUUUUAAAAAGAUAUCCCAUCAUGGAGACCCCUCAAAGGAGGCAUAUCCUUGUGUUACCAAAUAAAUAAAAGAUGAACA
This is a messenger RNA of Carassius auratus (goldfish), 706 nucleotides long. RefSeq names its product amelogenin-like. The transcript is spliced from 8 exons. The coding region runs from base 1 to 612 and encodes 203 amino acids. Lineage: Eukaryota; Metazoa; Chordata; Actinopteri; Cypriniformes; Cyprinidae. The record is from RefSeq and is a predicted model, not a curated record.